Molecule: messenger RNA, 9026 nt
Organism: Acanthoscelides obtectus
Lineage: Eukaryota; Metazoa; Arthropoda; Insecta; Coleoptera; Chrysomelidae
Source: the annotation of a GenBank genome assembly
CUAAAGGCUAAGGUCCUCCGGACCGCCUUGAGAAGCAACGACGAGUAGUAUGGUGAAAUUUUCUCCUAGGCAGCUGCAGCAACUGACAGUCAUGUUCUUGGAAAACAAAGUGUCGUCAUUCAUAUAAAAACACAGAAGCUUUCUGUUUCAAAACAGCGCCAGACAGUUCCGUAUUUGGGAAAGUUCAACAUCAUAAGCGCCAUCAUCAAACGCGAGUACUCUUAGCUGUCGAGAUGAGGGAUAUUAUUCACAAGGUUUUCCCCGCAAAGAAGAAUGGAGGGGUUUUGACACAGUAUCUUGCUGUAGUCAGUGCCUCAAUUUCCAUCUUCACAGCAGGAAUCAACUAUGGCUGGCCCCUUCCUUCCUUGAAACGUAUAAUGUCAGAUGAAUUCCCUCUCGAAGUAACCGAGGAAGAUGCUUCGUACGUUACCAUCGCUAAUAAUGUGGGUAACUUAAUAGGAGGGGUUCUCGCAACCUUCCUCAUCGACAGAGUUGGAAGAAAGCACAGCUCUAUGGUGUAUGGAGUCUUGUUGGUGGUCAGCUUGGUAAUGAUAUACCUGUCAUGGCUGCAUAUGGGACUACUUUAUGCUGCUAGGAUCAUAGGUGGAAUAGGAGAAGGAGGGCCUUUCGUCAUCAUGGUGACCUACUCUGCUGAGUUGGCCUCUCCUCAAAUCCGAGGAACACUUUGCUCGCUCCUCACCAUAGCCUACAUUGCUGGAAGUCUAUUCAUCAACAUUGUCGGCUCUUACUUUGAUAUCCAUACAACCGCGUUGAUCUGUCUUGUAUUUCCUUUGAUAUUUAUUGUUACCAUUGCUUGUAUGCCCGAUACACCGUAUUACUAUCUAAUGAAGAAGGACGAUGACGCUGCAGUAAGGAGCUUGAAGUUCUUCCGAAUGAAGGAAGACGUUGAGAAAGAAAUAGAAGAGUUAAGGGUAGCUGUUGCAAGACAAAUGUCUGAAAAGGGUAGACUUGUAGAUCUAAUUUUGAUUGAUUCCAACAGAAAGGCACUCAUACUGACAACUUUUGCAAGAAUAUUCCAGCAAUGGAGUGGUGCAAGCGCCUUUGGUCAGUUUUACCAAACAAUGCUAGAGCAGUCAACCGAUAUGUCACCUGUACUUGGGUCUAGUGUUAUCAUUAUAGUUCAGAUACUUGCUGUAGUACUUUCAACAUCCUUUGUUGACAAACUUGGAAGAAAACCAAUAAUUGUCGUAUCCUAUGGUAUAAACUGCAUAAUUCUUGUAGCCUUAGCUACUUUUAUGAUCAUCAGAGAUGAGACUGCCAUCGAUACUUCUAGUUAUGCGUGGUUACCCCUACCUUUGCUAACAGCUUUCACAGCUUCUUUUUGGGGAGGUGUAGGCAACGUUUUGGGGUUCUUGAUUAACGAAAUGUAUUCUACCAGCAUAAAACCUGUAGCUUUAGCUGUAGCUAGUAUUGUGUAUGCAGUAUCUGUGAUGACAGUAACAAAGUUCUUCCAUUUUACAAUGUACCAAUUUGGAAUGGCAAUACCGUUAUAUACGUUUGCGUUUUGUAGUCUCGUUGGUAUUUUCUAUUACCAGUUUCUACUGAUUGAAACGAAGGGCAAGACUUUAGAAGAGAUUCAACUGGAAUUGAAAGGAAUCAAUAAAUAUAGAAAGAAUUCUGCUUGACAAUCGCAAUGAAUGCGAAUUUGUGUAUGUGAUUUAUGCUAGUCAUGAUAAACAUGAAAAAGAGGUGUGGUACAGAUUGAUUGUUGAAUAUGACAAUACCUAAGAAUAGUACUACAAGUUAGUGUGAGAGCGUUCGUCCAACGUUUUGUACAUGGUAAUAAUCAAAUAUGGAACAACAAUUCAAGUGGUAGUGUAUAGAAUAUUCUUGGAAUAUUUUGUUGGUGAUUUACUGAAAGAUAGCGAACACCUUUUUAGGCAGUAUCAGUAUACAAAAAUUAUGUGACCUUUUAAAUCUUAGACACCGGCCAUCCAGUAUUUUGAGUCCUCCAAUCAUGUGAUACUUGAAUCUUUUUAAUAAAUACUACUUUUUUAAUUCAUGUUUCAGUUCACUUCACUUCAUGAAGGUCUGUGUAGUUAAGUCAUGCCAAUUUUUAUCAUUGACAUCAGGUGUAUCGUCCAAUUUGUUACUUAAUAUACAGGGUGGCGCAUCGAAAACGAAACACGCAUUUACUGGCAGCUCAGUUUUUUUUUUGAAAAACGCUCAAACCCGUAGAUUUUGUUUUCGAGAGGGACACAAGCUUGGCAAAAAAACACGUUAGCACGUGCAGCCCUCUAAGCGGGGGUGACACCACCACCAAAAUCUUAAAUGGAAAGGGGGGUCGAGUGAUACAUUAUUUUAAAGGUCUUUCAGUUCCCUUCAUAAUGAUAUAAAAUUAAUGUACUUCAGCUCAGUAGUUUGGAAGAUUUAUUGAGUUAAAGCUUAAAUAAAACUAAUAUAUCAUCAUUAGUGGAGAUCAAUACAUUUGGCAGCAAAGUAAUUUAGAAAUGAAGAAUGAACUGACCCGUUAGGCAAGUAAAUGUUGAAAAUGGCCACCAUGACUCUCCAUGCAAUAAUAAAGAUUUUGGUCAAAACGUUGCCGCACAUUUUGCAAUAUUUGAGGAUUAAUUUGAAGGCGCUCAUUCACAAUUCUUUGUCGCAGGUCUUCUAAUGAUGUUGGCUGAGUAGCAUACAUUUUGCUUUUUAAAUGACCUAACAUAAAGAAAACCAAAGGUGAUAAAUCUGGCGAUCUUGGGGGCCAUUCAAUGGCACCUCUUCUACCAAUCCAUCGAUCUGGAAACGUCUGGUCUAAAUAUUGUCGAACACGUAAUGCGUAAUGUGGUGGGGCACCAUCCUGCUGGAACAUCAACCUAUUCGCAAUGUACCGCCGAUCAUUCUGAUUUUCAAUUAUAGCUGUUAAUGCAGGAUCUAUGGUGUCUUGCAGUAAUUCCAAAUACAUUUCACCGGUUAAAUUUCCAGGUAGGAAAAAAGGACCAACUAAAUGAUCGCCAAAAAUACCAGCCCAAACAUUUAAUUUUUGUGGCUGCUGUGUAUGAACCUCAUGAUAUAUUCUGGGAUUAGAAUCGGACCAAUAUCGGCAGUUAUGACGAUUUACUACGCCAUUUAAGAAAAAGGAACAUUCAUCGGAAAAGCAAGUCUUGAAUAGAAAAUGUUCAUCGUUUAUAAUUCGUUCACUCAUAUCUUCACAAAAUUGUAAUCGCCGAUCAAAAUAGUCUUCAUUAAGUUCUUGUACCAGGUGAAUUUUAUACGGAUGAAAACUACGGGCUUUUAGAAUCCGUUGGACAGUACGUCGAGUAACACCACAAACAGUCUCCAAUUUGCGGGUACUUAACGUAGGAUCUACAUAAACUUGCCCUAAAACCGCCACUUCUAUUGCUUCGUUUCUUAUGGGAUUUUCAAUGUUGCGUUUUUUAUUGGCGACUGACCCAGUUUUCCGAAAUUUAGCUACAAGUUCUAGAACAUAUUUUCGAUGCACGUUACUGUUCUCAUGUCGCUCAUUAAAUAUUUCUGCUGUUCUAUUAGCGCACUCAUUAUUUCCGAAAAAUAUUUCGAUAAAUUCAACUCUUUCUGCUGUGGAAUAUACCAUGGUUAAUUUAUGUAAUAAAGCGUUACAAGUUAUUUUAGCAACAAGGUUUGGUCAAAUCAAUCGCAGACUGUGUACUAAAUUCCGAUUUAAAAUAAGUACGAGAUAUUUCCUUAUCUUUCUUCAAGAAGUAACUUUUUUUGCCACAAAAAAACGCUCCAAUAGCUAUUUUCAACAACAAAAUGAUAAACAGGCCAUGGGCGUAGUGAAGAAAAGCAUUUACAUAUUAAGUAAAUUCUUUUAGUCAAUUUUUUUCUGAAAGUAGUACAAACUAAUCUGAUGUACCUAUUAAGCUUUGAUUCAAUAAAUCUUCAAAACUACUGAACUGAAGUACAUUAAUUUUAUAUCAUGAUAAAGGGAAUUGAAAGACCUUUAAAAUAAGGUAUCACUCGACGCCCCUUUCCAUGUAAGAUUUUAGGGUUUUAGGCCCAGGGGGCUUCACGUGUUAAUGUGAUUUUUUGCCAAAGUUGUGUCCCCCUAGAAAACAACAUGGACGGAUCUAAACGUUUUUCCAGAAAAAACUGAGCUGCCAGUAAAUGCAUCGUUUUCGAUGCCCCCCUUUAUAUACGGUGUGCACAACCAACAUAUUUUGAUACCUAUUAAACUACAUAUGUGUUAAAAUUUGUAAUCCUUAAAUGUAGCAAACCAUAAUUUGUUUCUUCGAACGGCGUUUUACAGAAACUUUACUUUCGCUUGAUUUCAAAAUUUACUGUAUCAGUUCAUAACCUACUACAUAGUUAAAAUCACGACGAAUUGAUUUAGGUCGGGGUUUCUAUUUUACCUGUUUGUCGGUACUGUAGCACUAUUGUUACGUUUGGCUAUCAUAAGUCUGUAUAAAUGUUUUUACUUCCCACGCCUACUGACCAGUAUUGGAAUCACGAAAACGAGGUAUUAAUGUUUCUUGGAUGUUGUAUGACAUAUAUGUAUAUCACGAAAAACCAUAUCACUCAUUUCUGUCGGUUUGUCUCUCUUUCGGUCUGUCUAUAUGUCGUAUUUUUCACACACUUGAUGUCAUUCUUUGUAUCUAUAAUUGACAUCGGUAAAUCAAAUAAUUAUUUUGACCUGUCAUGGACAAAAUACCUGGAGGAUACUCCAAUACGUCUUUUCCAAAGGCAGCAUUAUUGACUUUUAAAUUGAAACUUUCUGCUGUAAAAAUCUAUUUGGAUUUAGCGAGUGACGUCGCAUUUGCCUGUGAUUUCUUGCCGGUUGCGCUAUCGUGGUUCUGUUACGAAGCCAUCUAGAGCAUAAGAUAUCAUCUCGGAUCAGGGUAUCUCAUUCGAGCGAGAAUUCAAGUCACUCAGAUUUUAAAUCUUCAAAGAAACCAUACGUCCCCGUGGCGGUCUUGCAAUUGCGAAAUCUCGGUAACAGAAAGAUGGAUUUCUGUAAAGCGAUAUACAGCAUAACCAUAAGCUCGCUUAUAACACUACAGCCAAAGCACCGCUUUUCAAAACUAUCAAAAGGUACUUAGAUAGAUUAUCUAUUUAUUUACUGUGAAUACGCACACACAGUUAGAUCAGCGGAAAUAAAUAACAGAUUUUUAAUGUAGGCACAAAACAUCUUUUCUUAUUAAUUGAGGACUCUAGCCAUCAUACAACUAAAAGAUUGAAUUCAAUGUGUUACAAAAUGUUGUCAGAUUUAGGCAGAUUUAGCACACAAAAGAAAUUAAAAAAUGCUGAUAUAAGCAUGGGUUUGGAAAAUCCCAGUUCUCAUAAUGUAGUAUUUGUCCUUUGUUGUACACUGGUGCUAGCAAAAAUAAAUAGUUUCUCCUCCAGUCAGCUAGCCAUAUUUAUUUAGCGUGCAAAACGUGUUCUAGUGAAGUCGGUUCUGGACGUUAAGUUCGGUAGAGAAGUGCAGAUAACUAUUUCUUAAUAAAGUUAAAUACAUUGGCAAACUUAUUAGUAAAAUGAUUUUUAUUUAGAAAAUGGAAAAAUGGCGUAUCCGAACGCAAAGCUCCAAGAAUCAAUCUAGCCUUAAUAUCGCGUUACUAUUUAAUACACAACUCAAGCACUCAUCUAUUAUUACAGGAAUGUUAGUGUAUAUAGAAUUGAAUAAAAUGUCUGAUUGAUUCAAUAUUUAUCCAUCUUUAACAAGUAAAUAAUUGCUUGUCGGUUGUAGUUAUAUAGUACAUAGAUAAAAAAAGACAAGACGAUGUAGGUUAUCCACUUUAACAGGACCCAUGCCUAUAACGGACACAGACAUCAUGCAAAAUAGAUACGUAGAACAUCCAAGAGCCUUCCAAAAGCGAACUGCCAACAGUGCUCUCAAAUUCUGGACAUUCAUGACAGCACCGGUAGCACAUACCGAGUGUUUCAAAUUCGACCCUCACCAUUGGGAUCUCGGAAACUGUAAGAGAUACGAAAUCGAAUGGGGUCAAAGUUGCGUAGGUAAGUAACAACAUGUUAAGAGUUGUUCCGCAGAGAGACGAAAAAAAAAACGAAUCUUUCCAAAACAUUUUUAAAUUUUUCCUGUUUUUAUUUGUAGUGGUAUCUUAAAAUAAGUUGCACAUUAACAUUCCCACCUUUUCUCCUUUACAAGAUGGCAUGAUUAGAAUUUCAAUAUGACGUUUGGUGUCUUAUCCUCAAUCAUGAACCGUUUUUGCACAGUUAAAUAGACAAUUUCCUAGGCAGGCCUUGAUUUUAUAUUUAUAGUCACUUGUUUCGUAUACGAGACCAGACCUCAAAUUAAUGAUAGGUACAUAGUUUGGAAAAGAGAAAAAAAGGGAAAUAAAUCAGAAAAUAAACAGUGACCAAUGUAAAGGGUUUGCCUACAAAAUAAUCGACAUUCUGAACAUUUGUUAUGAUUUACCUCUGCUUAUUCAUUUGAUUCUUUUUGUUAUUAUCAUCAAUAAAAACUUCAUUUAGUAUUUAGGUUUCACCAUACCUUUCAAUUUACUUAUAAUUUUUGUUCCAAUAACAAAUUCAUGGCCAAUAAAGCAAAUUUUACGACUGAAAAGUCCAUUUAAAUGUACAAAAUUCCAAUAGUGUUCAUCUGAAAAAACAAAAUUGGUGAUGGAAGUCGAAAGAAGAAACCUCGUAUCGAAAAUAUGACUACGCCAUCUUGUAGAGGAGAAUGAAUGGCAAUGACACCAUCCAAUUUAUUUUAAAAUCACAUCUCAAAUAGUCAGGAAAAAAUGAAAAUGAAUUUGGGGUAAAUCUGCUAUGUGAAAUAAAUGACAGUCCGUGUGAUCUGAAUUUCAAGGACUACCUAGGAAAAUUUGCUUUUUGAAAGUAACUUAGGUUUGGCAAUAUCAAUGUAUGACGAAUUAUACAUUUUUGAAAUCGUAAUUAAAAAAAAAUCCAAUAUGGGGUUCUCAAGAAAAAAUAAAUUUGAUGUUAGAGGGCAACAUACGAAACGUCGUAUUGAAGUUUUAAUCAUGCCAUCUUGUACAGGAGAAAAAGUUGCAGUAUUGGUGUGCAGUUUGUUUUGAAAUCUUAUAUAUAUAUAUAAUCAAAAUCCUAUCUACCCGAAGGUGUAAGAUGUAUGAAAUAGUAUAAUGUAAACCUACUUCCCGUUCAAACUUCUGUUGAAUAUAUCAUUGCAGCCCAAUGCUUUUUGUUUUUUGUUAGCUUCACUGCAUCUUUCCAGUUGCAAAGUUGGUGUGCAGUUUGUUUUGAAAUCUUACCACAAAUAAAGUCUGGAAAAAAUCGAAUCGAUUUUAAGAAAAAUCAGUUUUUUCCGUCUCUCUUCUGGAGUAUUUUGAAUUUCGAAACUUUCAAAACGGCAUUUUGUAGGUACCUGAAUACGCAACUUUGACCCAUUUGAGCGGCUUCGUAUCUCUUGCGAAUUGCAGUUUUGCGUAAAUUAAUUGAGGUUUUAUUCCUUCUUUCGAAAAAGAUCCUUAAUUUGAUUUCUUUUCAUAUUUAUAUAUCAUCUGCAGCAUAUAAGUAACAAUAAAGGUACAGUAUGAGUAUAGUGUACCCACUUUUCUCUUGUCCACUUUGCCGACACCACAUACUUUGGAACUAUCCUGUUUUCUAUCAAAACUGUCAAUUCAAUCCAUCUUGCUAAUAUGACGAGGAAAGUACUUGAACAUACGUUAGAUAGCUUUAAAAGCCCAGUGUGGAAACGAUGUGCAUAUAACCGGGGAUAUUUGCUCUGCCCGAGUCUCCCAUACUGGUUUCCGCCUUUGAUAAUAUAUUUGCAAGUCUCAAUAUUUGAAUUUGUUUUCGAGAGAUGAGUGGUGAACUAUCUAAUUCGGGCAACUUAUAUUACUGUAAUAUAAUAAUAUAAUAAUUAUUAUUGCUAUUGCUUGCUUUUCUAAUAUGUGAACGUGCUAAAUAUUCGUCUAAUUUCCCUCUAAACAUUCUGUAAUGUCUUGUAGAAGCUGCGUUGAUAUUUAUCUUAGAAAGAAGAGCAAAAUCUUCAUCACGUGCGGUUUUGUUUUCGCCCAGAGAGAGAUAGUGAUGGAUGAUAAAAUCAAUCACAUGAUAGAUAAGGUUCGGGAGUGAGGGAAGUAAAAGUAGUAGCUAUUGAUCGUGACGCUGAUGAUAAGCGAUGUCCUCAACCUAAAUAAACUGUUUUCUGUGCCUGAGCCCUUUGUAUUUGGCUUGUCACUUCGGAGUAUUCCUCGUUAACCUAUAAUUAGAUCUUUGCGAUUUCCCCUGCUAAUCACUAUCAAUAACGUAAUAUUUGGCGCCGAAAUGAACAAUCAACCUAUCAUUGGCGCAAUAAAACACCGAGUAUCAUAAUAUCCGAUGUCUUGUCCCAAUUACGCCCUUAUUUGCUCUGAAGCUAUUAGAGGUUGUUUACAGAGGGGUAUUAAAAAGGUGCUUUUCUACGUACACUGCCACACUUCCACUGGACAGGCUCAUUUGUCUUGUUUAUCGGAUAUUUUGAUAGCUCAGUUCUCCAACGUUACCUCUCAAUUAACAACGAGGAUCGAUAAAGCUGUGCCUCUUUGAGGAAUAUUCGUAAAGCUUAGCCUCGAAACUAUGAAGUUUUGCAUAACUUGUUACGCUGGAUGAUCCCUUUUGUUAUUAUUAUUUUUUAUUUUUGAAACACUAAAAGUCUAUCUGAGUAAGUUUUUUCAAAAUAAGAUAGCCCAGUUUGAUAUAAUUUUUCAUUAUUUAAUAACAGCCUAAAAGUUCUGCCACUAUGGAUUUUUGUAUCGUAUUCGAGAUAGUUGCAGUUAAUAUAGUUUAAUACUAUAGGGUGGGCAUUCUAUUGGGUUCUUUUUUAAAUUGGUAUUAAAACUACACUCUUCAAUAAUAUGUAGCACUCGAUACUUUAUUCAGAAGAAUACACCUUCCGAUUAUUUAUCCGAUUAUUUAUGAAAAACAAUUUCAGUUAAAUGGCUGCCGUGACUGGCCUGGCAGUAGUCCAGUCCCAUAAUCCAAUUUUGAAGCAAAUUUUCGAUAGUUUGUGGGUCUAUGUCAUGAAUAUCUCGACGGAUAUUUUCCUCAAGAACACUAAUUGCUUGAGGAUCAUUAGUGUAACAGCGGUCCUUAACAGUACCCCA